CUCAUAAAGAACCCGGGACUCGUCCUCAUCCCACGCACACCGGCAGCCGGGCUCUCCUCCACGGCAGGCUCCGACCAUGGCAGCGUAACUGCGUUUAAGUUUCUUCCCCCGCUACGCUCAUUCUCUGCUCUCCGAGCUGCUGAACUUCUUCUCAGCGCUCCUGUCAAGCUGAAUUGCCGACCUUGACAGCGCGCUGUGGGCAGGAUUCGAGCAAAAGUCUGUCCGCUGUUUUGGAAAGAAACUGUGAGCACUCGGGUUGCGGACAACGAGGGUGAAGUUUAAAGUAAGAGGCAGAAAAAAGAAGAAAACAGCAUCUCAAGAUCGCAAGAAGUGUCGAUGAAAAAGUAUGAGGUGCAGCUUGUCUUCUUACAGGUGCAACGAGGAGUGGACUGUGUUUGGACUUAACCUGGAUUCAUCUGACUGAGUUGCAUCCAGUAGCCUACUUCAAAGAAACCAACUAUGAGACUGCUUCAGUACUAAAUAUCUUACUAUUCUACGGGGUAGUCUAUGUGGAACUAGAGCAGAUUACAAAGUAAAACUAAUACAGACUCUGUUCGACCGAAUUUCUCCGGUCGCUACAGGCUGCAGCAGCGGCUCGAUUUUGCGCUCCCAGAUCGGUGCGCUUUUCCCGGCACAAGAGGCGUCAGGUUCCCAGAGAGAGAGACCCGGCAGCAGGCGGACAACAGCAGAACCUCACCGGGACUCGGAAACAGUAGCACGCUUCCAGCUCACCGGGCACUUGUUGUCCACUCUGCCCGGUUUGGGACAAUGUUUGAGGACUCCUCGAGCAGAUCGAUGUGGCGGGCCACAUGGAUUUUAUUUUUUUCCUUACUCAUCCACUCCACACAAGCGCAAGAUGACGUGCCUCCCUACUUCAAGACCGAGCCGGUGCGUAGCCAGCUCCAUCUGGAACGCAACAGGCUGGUGCUGACCUGUAUGGCUGAGGGAAGCUGGCCACUGGAGUUCAAAUGGAUCCACAACAGCACAGAGCUGACCCGCUUCUCUCUGGAGUACAGGUACCUAAUCCCUUCGUUGGACCGCUCCCAUGCUGGCUUCUACCGCUGUAUCGUGAGGAAUCGGGUGGGAGCCCUUUUGCAGAGGCGCACAGAAGUACAGGUGGCCUUUAUGGGCAGUUUUGAGGAGGGUGAACGCAUCCAGUCAGUCUCUCAGGGAGAGGGUGCCGUAAUUCCGGCACCACGCAUUCGCAGCUUCCCCCAGCCACAAGUCACCUGGUUCAGAGAUGGGCGCAAGAUUCCACCCAGCAGUCGCAUUGCUAUUACCCUGGACAACACACUGGUUAUACUGUCUACAGUGGCACCAGAUGCCGGGCGCUACUACGUCCAAGCGGUAAAUGACAAGAACGGAGAGAACAAGACCAGCCAGCCCAUCACCUUGUCAGUAGAGAAUGUGGGAGGUCCAGCAGACCCUAUUGCACCCACCAUCAUCAUCCCUCCCAGGAACACUAGCGUGGUUACAGGCACCUCGGAGGUCACAAUGGAGUGUGUUGCCAACGCCAGGCCUCUUAUCAAGCUGAGUAUCUCAUGGCGUAAGAACGGUGUGUUGGUGACCAGCGGGUUGAGCGACUUUAACCGCAGGCUGACCAUCCUCAGUCCCGUGGUGAGCGAUGCCGGCUUCUACGAGUGUGAGGCCAUUCUCCGCAGCAGCAGUGUGCCCUCAGUCAGUGCUGGGGCUUAUCUGCAUGUACUAGAACCACCACAGUUUAUUAAGGAACCAGAAAAACACAUCACAGCUGAGAUGGAGAAGGUGGUGGACAUUCCCUGUCAGGCACGAGGAGUGCCCCAGCCAGACAUUGUGUGGUACAAGGAUGCUUUGCCCAUCAACCCAGUGAAGAUGCCCAGGUACAGGGUGCUGGUGGGAGGCAGCCUUCAGGUCAACGGCCUCCUCCCUGAUGACACCGGGAUGUUCCAGUGCUUUGCCAGAAAUUCUGCAGGAGAAGUUCAGACCAACACAUACCUGGCUGUAACCAGCAUUGCCCCGAAUAUCACGGCCGGACCCUCAGACAGCACUGUGAUCGACGGCAUGUCAGUCAUCCUGCACUGCGAGACCUCUGGAGCUCCGAGACCGGCUAUCACUUGGCAGAAAGGUGAGCGUGUGUUGGCCAGCGGUUCCGUCCAGCUGCCCAGGUUCACCCUGCUCGAGUCUGGUAGCCUGCUCAUCUCCCCCUCACACAUCUCAGAUGCCGGGACCUACACUUGCAUGGCAAGCAACUCCAGGGGCAUCGACGAGGCAUCUGCUGACCUUGGGGUCUGGGCUCGCACUCGGAUUACCUCCCCCCCACAGGACCAGAGUGUUAUCAAAGGAACAAAAGCCAUUAUGACCUGUGGAGUCACACAUGACCCCAGUGUGACUGUCAGGCAUGUCUGGGAAAAAGAUGGCUCGGUGAUCAAUGUCCAGUCCAUCCCCCGCAUGCGCCUGGAGGCAGACGGCACCCUGCACAUCUCCCAAACCUGGUCAGGUGACAUAGGCACAUACACGUGCAGAGUGACCUCUGUUGGUGGCAACGACUCCCGCAGCGCACACCUCCGUGUCAGGCAGCUGCCCCAUGCCCCAGAGAACCCUACGGCUAUGCUAAGCACAUCUGAAAAAAGAGCCAUCGACCUGGCCUGGGCCAAGCCUUUUGAUGGCAACAGUCCCCUCAUACGCUACAUCCUGGCGGUUUCUGAGAACAACGCUCCCUGGGCUAUCCUGCUGGCCAAUAUUGAGCCGGAGUCCACAGCAGUGACGGUCAAUGGCUUGAUCCCUGCGCGCUCCUAUCAGUUCCGCCUCUGUGCCGUUAAUGAUGUGGGGAAGGGGCAGUUCAGCAAGGAGACGGAGCGUGUCUCUCUCCCAGAGGAGCCCCCCAGUGCUCCUCCUCAAAACGUCAUUGCUAGCGGCCGGACCAACCAGUCCAUCAUGAUCCAGUGGCAGCCUCCAUUGGAAAGCCACCAGAACGGCAUACUAAGGGGCUACACCAUCCGGUACCGUCUGACUGGGCUGCCUGUGGACUACCAGAUGAAGAACAUUUCCAGUCCUGAUGUGACUAACAUGCUGCUGGAGGACCUCAUCAUCUGGACUAACUAUGAGAUUGAGGUUGCUGCCUACAAUGGGGCUGGUUUGGGCACUUUUAGCCAUAAAGUCACUGAGUGGACUCUGCAGGGAGUACCCACCAUUGCCCCCGGCAACGUGCAGGCCGAGUCGGUCAACUCGACAACUAUCCGUUUUACGUGGACAGCCCCUAACCCUCAGUUCAUCAACGGCAUCAACCAGGGCUACAAGUUACUGGCUUGGGAGCCUGGCAAAGACGAAGAAGUAACUAUGGUAACGGUGCGACCAAACUUUCAGGACAGCGUCCAUGUGGGAUACGUGACAGGUCUGAAGAAGUUCACAGAGUAUUACACCUCUGUGCUGUGUUUCACUACUCCCGGAGACGGCCCCCGCAGCUCGCCCAAAGCAUUAAGGACACAUGAGGACACCCCCGGUGCUGUCGGUCACCUGAGUUUCACUGAGAUCCUCGACACCUCACUCAAAGUCAGCUGGAGUGAGCCCGGCGAGAAGAAUGGAGUUCUCACAGGUUACCGCAUUUCGUGGGAGGAGUACAACCGAACGAACACCAGAGUUACCCACUACCUGCCAAAUGUCACCCUAGAGUACAGGGUCACUGGACUCACUGCUCUCACCACCUACACCAUUGAAGUGGCAGGAAUGACAUCCAAAGGUCAGGGCCAGCUGUCCUCCUCCACCAUCUCUUCUGGCGUCCCACCAGAGCUUCCUGGCCCUCCUACCAACAUGGCAAUUUCUAACAUCGGCCCACGCUCUGUCACCCUGCAGUUCAAACCUGGCUAUGAUGGCAAAACAUCCAUUUCCCGUUGGCAGGUGGAGGCCCAGGUUGGUGUGGUGGGAGAAAAUGAGGACUGGGUGACGGUCCACCAGGUGUCCAACGAACCUGAGGCUCGCUCCUUGGAGGUGCCAGAUCUCAACCCAUACACCUUCUACAGGUUCCGUAUGCGUCAGGUGAACAUUGUGGGCACAAGUCCUCCCAGCCAGCCCUCCAGGAAGAUUCAGACCCUGCCGGCUCCUCCUGACAUGGCCCCCGCAAACGUCACCUUGCGCACCGCCAGCGAGACCAGCCUCUGGUUUCGAUGGAUGCCUUUGCCUGAAUGGGAAUACAACGGGAAUGCAGAGCAGGUGGGCUACAGAGUUCAGUACUCCCGUGCAGGCUCUCAGGGCCGGGCACUGACCCACAUCAUUGCUGACCGCCUGGAGAGAGAGUUUACCAUCGAGGACCUGGAAGAGUGGACAGAGUACGAGGUCAGGGUCCAGGCCGUCAAUGGCAUCGGGACUGGGCCCUGGAGUCAGCCAGUCAGAGGCAGGACCAGGGAGUCUGUCCCCUCCUGUGGACCCACCAACGUGUCUGCCUUCGCCACCACCUCUAGCAGUAUCCUGGUGCGCUGGUUUGAAGUUCCUGAGCCAGACAGAAAUGGUCUCAUUCUGGGCUACAAGGUGGUAUACAAAGAGAAGGACUCCGACAGUGCCGUCUACUUCUGGACAGUGGAGGGGAACGCCACCCACAGUGUCCAGCUGACUGGUCUGGGAAAAUAUGUGCUCUAUGAGAUCCAGGUUCUGGCUUUCACACGGAUUGGAGAUGGACGGCCCAGUUCUCCAGCCAUCCUGGAGAGGACUUUAGAUGAUGUGCCAGGACCUCCAGUGGGUAUCCUGUUCCCUGAAGUGCGGACCACCUCAGUCCGGCUUAUUUGGCAGUCCCCCUUGCAGCCUAAUGGCAUUAUACUUGCCUACCAGAUCGCAUACCACCUCAACUCCUCCAAUAGCAACACACCCACAGUGGACGUGCUAAUCCCCAGCGCUCGCCAGUACACAGUGACCAGCCUCAAGCCAGAGGCCGUCUACGUGUUCCGUAUCCAAGCUCAGACCAGGAAGGGCUGGGGCGAGGCCGCUGAGGCACUGGUGGUCACCACAGAGAAAAGAGCUCGUCCCCAGCCCACCAGCCGUCCCAUGGUUCCUCAGAAAGAUGUUCAGGCCCGCCAGGUUUUGCUGUCGUGGGAGCCAGGCAGCGACGGCUUGUCCCCUGUGCGUUACUACACGGUGCAGCUCAGAGAGCUUCCUGAGAACAACUGGACAGUCCACUCUGCCUCUGUCAACCAUGAGGCCACCUCCUACAUAGUAUCUAGGCUGAAACCCUUCACAUCCUACCAGUUCAGAGUAAAAGCCACCAAUGACAUCGGGGACAGUGAGUACAGCGAGGAAAGUGAAGCGAUCACGACUCUACAGGAUGCGCCUGACGAAGCACCCAUAAUUCUCUCUGUUACGCCGCACACAACAACGUCUGUGCUGAUCCGCUGGCAGCCCCCCGCUGAGGAGAAGAUAAAUGGAAUCUUAUUGGGCUUUCGGAUUCGAUAUCGUGAACUCCUGUAUGACCGUCUCCGCAGUUACUCUCUUCAUAACAUCAACAGUGUGUCCACCUGGGGUGAGCUCACUGCCCCCUACAGCAUCCAGAAUCUGAGUGAUUCAACUCUGAGCCAGCAUGAGUUGAACAAGCUAAGUAAACACAAGCGCUAUGAGAUACGCAUGAGUGUAUACAACGCUGUGGGUGAGGGGCCAACCAGCCCGCCACAGGAGGUGUUUGUGGGAGAAGCAGUGCCUACAGCCGGACCCCAGAAUGUGGCCAUUCAGUCCGCAACAGCCACCCAGCUGGACGUGACAUGGGACCCUCCUCCUGUGGAUGCACAGAAUGGAGACAUCCAGGGCUACAAGGUUUACUUUUGGGAGUUCCAGCGUAAGAAUGAGACAGAGCGGCUGCGGACUCUGUUCAUGCCGGAAGGAGGGGUGAAGCUGAAGAACCUGACUGGUUACACCACCUAUAUGAUCAGCGUAGCCCCCUUUAAUGCAGCUGGAGACGGACCCCGCAGCCCACCAACGAGGGGACGGACUCAACAAGCAGCUCCCAGUGCUCCCAGCUUUAUCCACUUCAGUGAGCUGACCACCACCUCGGUCAAUGUGUCCUGGGGCGAGCCCACCUUUCCUAAUGGCAUAAUUGAGGGCUACCGUCUGGUCUAUGAACCCUGCACACCGUUAGAUGAGUCUUCAGUGGCCUGUGCCGACUGUCUUCACUCCCCCUCCCCCCCAGGCGUCAGUAAGACAGUGACAGUGGAUGUGAAGGGGAGCGGCCCUCUUUGGUUGAAGCUCAAAGACCUGUCUGACGGCAUCACCUACAACUUCCGCAUCCGGGCCAAGACUUUCAUCUACGGGCCCGAGGUGGAGGCGAACAUCACCACCGGCCCUGGAGAAGGAGCCCCAGGACCCCCCGGAGAACCCUUUAUCACACGCUAUGGUUCGGCCCUGACAAUCCACUGGACCAGCGGGGACCCAGGUCGUGCUCCCAUCACGCGCUACGUGAUCGAGGCCAGACCUUCAGAUGAGGGAUUGUGGGAUAUCCUAAUCAAGGACAUCCCUAAGGAAGUAACAUCACACACGUUCAACAUGGAUAUCCUGAAGCAAGGGGUCAGUUAUGACUUUAGGGUAAUUGGAGUGAACGACUACGGCUAUGGCUCCCCAAGUCUACCUUCUCCUUCUAUCUCUGCACAAAAAGUGGCGCCUUUCUACGAGGAGUGGUGGUUCCUGGUUGUGGUGGCUUUGGUGGGGCUCAUCUUCAUCCUGCUGCUGGUUUUCAUCCUCAUUAUAAGAGGACAGAGCAAGAAGUAUGCCAAGAAGUCUGAAUCAGUGUCUCUGUACGUAUGUCCAGGUAACAACUCCAACUGUAACGCUCUGACCCACGGAGACAUGAUCAGCCUGGAUGAAGGCCGUUUCCCCACUCUGGAACUCAACAACCGAAGGCUGUCUGUGAAAAACUCUUUCUGCCGAAAGAACGGCGUCUAUACCAGAUCUCCUCCUAGGCCCAGCCCAGGCAGUCUUAACUAUUCAGACGAGGACGUCAGCACAAAGUACAAUGACCUGAUCCCUGCAGAGAGCAGCAGCCUGACUGAAAAACCCUCAGAAAUCUCAGACUCACAGGAGGCGCUGGUGUUUUCAUAUGGGACAGGUGGCCUACAUACACUUCCACUGCAUUUGGGCAGCGACAGUGAGUACGAGGUGGACCCUAACCGACAGAAGACCCACUCCUUCGUCAACCACUACAUAAGCGACCCCACUUACUACAACUCCUGGCGCCGCCAACAGAAAGGCAUAUCCCGGGCACAGGCCUACAGCUACACUGAGUCCGAGUCGGGCGACCCGGAUCACUGCGCCCCACCGCCACUGCCUCCUCUACCUCCACUGCCACCCCAGCUCAGUUCACCUAGCCCCAAGCCUCAGCAAGCCCAAGGCCAGCCUCAGGGCCCGCCUCAGUGCCCGCCCCAGGGCCCACCCCAGGGCCAAGGCAGCCUGUUCAGGCCCAAAGGUAGCCGGACUCCCACCCCCUCCCAGCAGAGCUCCAACCCCCCCAGCCAGCACAGCACCCUUUACAGGCCCCCCAGCAGCCUAGCCCCUGGCUCGCGGGCCCCAAUCGCUGGCUUCUCCUCCUUUGUGUGAAAAAUGCUGAAAAGGACAUCAAAGUUUCUGGAAAUAUCUACCCAACUUGUGUUGAAGGAGAACACAGAAACGCGCAGUCAACUCAAUCAAGUCAUUUACUCCUUUCUUUCGCUCAAUUAAUUUUCUUUUCCUUUCUUUUUUACGUGUUCUUUUUCUUUCGUCAGCCUGGAUACAUGUGGAACAACACUAUAGACUUUUUGGAGCACUUUUUUAUUGUUUAAUGUGUGGAAUUGUGCCAGUGUAGAUUUCUCUCACCAGUUGAUAAAAUACUCUCUGCAUCAUCUAUUCAUUUUUAUUUUGCUAUUUGAAUUAUUUGCAUAUUUCCUCCUUUAUUUUGUUACUUUUCUUUGAACACAAUCAAAUGGUAAUCUCUUUGAUUCUGUACAAAGUCACAAUAAUCUUUAAAAAUACACACACACACACACACGUAUAUAUAAAU
This is a messenger RNA of Sander lucioperca (pikeperch), 7981 nucleotides long. RefSeq names its product sidekick cell adhesion molecule 2b (gene sdk2b). Gene Ontology annotation, molecular function: protein binding. The transcript is spliced from 46 exons. NCBI's taxonomy places the organism in Eukaryota, Metazoa, Chordata, Actinopteri, Perciformes, Percidae. The record is from RefSeq and is a predicted model, not a curated record. Bases 769 to 7542 code for a protein of 2257 amino acids.